AUGCCUAAGAGUACAAUAUGCUCGUACACUCUGGACACAGGUUUAUCAAAGAAGUAUGAGGAUUCAAAUUGGAGUUCAAGGACUGAGGUCAUUCUUGUCAAGACUAGAUGCACAUCUUCCCGUAAUUCAAGGUCCUCUCCAACAACAGUAUCCAAGAACAUUUCCAAGCCAGGUUCUGCAAAGCCUCGUUCUGGACAACUAAAGGAAUUUCCUAAGCUUGAAAGCCCUUGUUUCGUGAAAAGAAAAAUUGCUUGGUCAACAUCUGAUACGAGUUCUAUAUCAGAAUGUGUUUCCCGGGCUGAGACUACUUUAUCGAUUGAUAGAGAAGAAAGAAAGCAACUACGGGCGAUAAGACGUAAGGCAAGCUGCAGUUACAGCUUUCAAUUGAAAUGCUUCAAGGAAGAGCCAUAUAACGAGAUCCUUUAUGUGCCUGAACGGCAAGGUAAAAUUGACAAGAAAUAUCAAUCAUUUAGAAUGAAGCCCCUGGAUGCACCAAAAGAAGAACAUCUGAAAAACACUUUGAAAAAUACCAGGUUUGAGAGAAAUUAUCUUAUAGACAGGUCUGUUGAGAAAACACCUCCAAGCUUCUUAUGUAAUUCAGGGAAAAUGAGCAGUCAUUUAACAUAUUUAAAUGGAGUAAAUGAAAGGCACAAAAUGGCAAUUGGGCCAAAACGGUUUAGCAUCAGCAAGCCCUUCCCUGAAGUUCCAGGUGACCAGUUGAUAAUCAAGGAUAGCGAGAACAAUUGUUACAACCAAAAUAAGGAUAGGCUUGCAAAAUCUUUCUCGCAAGAAAAAAGGAAAUUUGGCACGAGAGAGCAGCGAUAUAGUUCAAGCAGCCUUUUAGAGCAAAAUCUAAUAAAAAAGGAUUUAGCAGAUAACAUUCUUGAAAAAGAUAUUUACAUUGCAAUGCAGUCUUCUACCUUACCCAAAAACAGCUGCCUGUCAUCUAGUAUACAUCAAAGUUCUCCCAAGAGCCGAAGUCCAGAUGUAAGCACAGAGAAAACAUUAAUUAAGGAUGAAGACGCGAACGGAGACGGAGACGGAGACGAAGACGAAGACGAAAACGAAAACGAAGACGAAGACGAAGACGAAGACGAAGACGAAGACGAAGACGAAGACGAAGACGAAGACGAAGACGAAGACGAAGACGAGGAUGGGAAGGAAAAGGAAGGAGAACAUAAAGAAAAGCUGCAAUUAUCUGCUGAACGAAUCCUUUGCUCUUGCAGUUAA
Rhopilema esculentum is the source of this 1230-nucleotide messenger RNA. The record is from RefSeq and is a predicted model, not a curated record. Lineage: Eukaryota; Metazoa; Cnidaria; Scyphozoa; Rhizostomeae; Rhizostomatidae.